Molecule: messenger RNA, 7312 nt
Organism: Periophthalmus magnuspinnatus
Lineage: Eukaryota; Metazoa; Chordata; Actinopteri; Gobiiformes; Gobiidae
Product: disks large homolog 5-like
Exons: 33
Coding region: 411-6209 (1932 amino acids)
Biological process (GO): regulation of apoptotic process
Molecular function (GO): protein binding
Source: RefSeq, a predicted model, not a curated record
AUGGCGCAGCCCUGAGUCCGCAAACAGCGCUCCAAAAGUGCGCACAAACUUAGCGACAUGUCGAGAAAAAGUUGUUUUUUUGCCCCGAAAUGUUUCCGUAACGAGCCCCGAGUGAAAGCCCCGCGCGAGGAGGCGAGUUUCAGCGGGAAAAGGGCCGAGAGAGCGCGGGAAAUGAGCUGUCAUCCUGGAGCAGAAACAAACAUGGCUCCUGCUGCUUCGGGCGGAUCUUUGCCUGGUUCUGAUCUUCGCCGCUGACCGUCCGGGCUUGGCUCCUGUUUGGCUCCUGUUCGGCUCUCGUUCGGCUCCUGUUCGGCUCUCGUUCGGGAUUCUUCUGAGCAGCGUCGACUUUAAACUCGUGGAUUAAACUCGUGGAUUUAUCGAUUUGUUUUGGAGCUUUUGGUGCUGGACGCAUGGAGCCUAAACACAGGGCGCUGCUGGAGAAGUGUUCCCCGGACCUGGUGGAGCAGGUCACGGACCCGGACCGGCUCGUGGACGCGCUGGUUCGGUCCGGAGCCAUGUCUCAGUCUGAAGGGUUCGAGCUCGGACACAGCUGCUCCUCCAACUCGGAGAAAGUGGAGCUGCUCCUGAAAAUCCUGCAGAGGAAGGACACGGACUGUUUCAUGGAGUUUUGCGCGGCUCUGGAGACCGUGCAUCCGCGCGUGCACGCGCUGCUCCUGGACCGGACCGGACCGGACCACUCCACCGGCUCCUCGUGCAGCGUUCUGUCCAUGAUGCCGUCAGACUCUGAGAGCAGCAGCUCCCUCAGCAGUUUGGGUACCCCGGCCCCAGCCUCCUCUCCUCCCCCCACGCUCCUGGAGGGCCCCCUAGUGGUCAGUGAGAAGAUUGAGACCGUCCUUUUCCAGCUGCGACAGGUGACACGCGAGAGAGAUGAGCUGCGCAAACGGCUCGCCCUGUCGUCUCCCGGGACGACUUUUGACGACUGCAGACCAAACUCCAAACAGGGCCACGAUUACGAGCGCUUGAAGCUGCAGUGUCUAAAGGCGAUGGCCGACCUCCAGUCUCUGCAGAACCAGCACAGCAGCACUUUGAAACGCUGUGAGGAGGCAGUGAAGAAGGCAGACUUUUACCAUACUUUGCACAGCCGUGUGGUCAGUGAGCACGCUCAGAUGAAGGAGGAGUUGGAGCUGGUGAGACAGGACAACAUGCAGCUCGUCCAGGAGCUGAGGAUGCUGCACCAACAGGUGAUGAGAGAGGGCUCCUCUGAGGUUCUGACCAAACUGUACGACAGCGCCGUGGACAAGUUUGAGGCUUUGAAAUCGGACUAUGAGACUCUGAGGAAACGCUACAACGACAACAUGGCCAAUCACAACGCAGACCUGAGCAGACUGGACCAGGCCGAGGAAGAAAACCAUCAACUCCAGAAACAACUGGAGCUUCUGCUCAAGCAACGAGACGCCGCCUUCCACUACCAGCAACAGUACUGCUCUGCACGCAGGUUCGACUCUGCUCACCUGGAGCUGUCAAAGGCCACGGCUCAGAACAAGGAGCUGCAGAGGGAGAUGGAGCGACUCCAGACUGAAACCACCAGACUGAAAACUCAGCAGCUCAAAGCUUUGUCUGAGUGUGAGAAAUACAAGGACGAGCGCGACUCGGUCAUGUGCGAGUAUCGGCUCAUUAUGAGCGAACGCGAUCAGGUGAUCAAAGAAGUCGAUCGGCUACAGACCGGACUGGACACGGCACAGGCCAAACUCAAGAACAGCUGCUCCGAACGAAGAGUGGCCAGUGAAGAGAUGGAGGCGCUCAGACAGGAGUUGGCGUCGGCGUUAGUCGACCGAGAUCGUGCGAUCUGUGAGAAGAACGAGCUGCUGGAGAAAUACUGCGACGAAGUGAAGAACAAAGCAGAGACUCAGAAGGAGCUGAACCAGGCCUUUAAAGACCUCGAGACUCUGAAGGACGAGAGAGACGUGGCUCGAAAGGAGAGGACAGAAGCCAUUAUACAGAGAGACCGGCUCCUCAGGGAGUACUACCAGGCCAGACAGAAACAGGACUCUGCGACUCUGGACCUGGAGCGUGUGAACAAAGACCUGGAGGUGUCGAGGAAACAGUUUGACGCGAUCUCUCAGGAGCUGAGGGACGCUCUGCAGGAGGCCGACGUCGCCAAGUGCAGACGUGACUGGGCCUUUGACGAGAGAGACAAGAUCGUGGCGGAGAGAGAGAGCAUACGGACGUUAUGUGACAACCUGAGGAGGGAGAGGGACCGAGCCGUGAGCGAGCUCGCCGACGCUCUGAGGAACCUGGACGACACGAGGAAACAGAAGAACGACGCAGCGCGAGAACUCAAAGAAAUCAAAGAGAAGAUGGAGAACCAGUUUGAGAAGGAGGCACGGUUUCAUCAGCUCAUAGCCCACAGCUCUCACGACUCGGCCAUCGAUACAGACUCCAUCGAGUGGGAAACGGAGGUGGUGGAACUGGAGAAACAAAGAGACAUGGAUUUAAAGGCCCUUGGGUUCGACGUGUCAGAGGGGGUCAGUGAUCCAUAUUUACCUGGAGACUGUGGUGUUUUUGUGAGUAAAGUCGACAAAGGCAGCGUCGCUGAAGGAAGACUGAGAGUGAACGAUUGGCUGUUGAAAGUGAAUGAUGUUGACCUGACCAAUAAGGACAGGAAGCAGGUGAUUAAGGCGGUGCUUAGCGGCGAGGGCAUUCUAAAUAUGGUCGUGAGGAGGAGGAAGUCUCUGGGAGGACGCGUCGUCACACCUGUUCAGAUCAGCCUGACCGGGAGCAAAGAAAGUGGGAUUGGUUUAGAGAGUGGAGUGUUCGUUGCGGCUCUGGCCCCUGGGAGCCCAGCUGCCAGAGAAGGAGCUCUGAACGUCGGGGACAGACUGUUGGCUAUAAAUGGAAUUGCGUUGGAUAACAAGUCUCUGUCUGAAUGUGAGUCUUUACUGAGGAGCUGUGGUGAUGCUGUCAGCGUCUCUCUCCUGAAGAUUUUCCCUCAGAGCUGUUCGGGCCAAAGUCUCUUAUUCGAAAGCUCUCGGGAUUCUGUGCCUCGUCUCCAGUCAUGUGACCUCAGAAAUAUAAAACACAACAACAGCGCCACCUGCCCCAAAUCCAACUGCCCCCACCACCACGAAAACGGCGACAGUGAACACGAGAGUAACCACAGCAACCACUCGUAUUCAAAUCGUUUACAUUCUCGGUCUUUGUCCCAUAAUGCAUCACCCCGUUGUCCUUCAGAAAAUCACCCAGAUUACUGCUACAGAAGACGAGACCUCGCACAUCCACCGAUCAUGAGCUUUAACCAAAUGUCUACAGACUUUGCCCCUCCCCCAGUCAACAUAGAUCGAAACACAGCUCCACCUAGUGGCGGUACAUGGCCUAAAGUUAUGGUCGGUGCGUCUAUCCCAGAAUGCACUUCUUUCAAUCUUUCAAUUUUCAAAAAACCCAAACAAAGAAAGUCUAUAUUUGACCUCGGAGCUUUCAAGAGACCGGACACCGCUCCCAAACUGGAUUACGUUUCCCUGUCCCACGCGCCGAAGCUUUCCCCACAGAGUUCCAUCUCAGAAAAUCCUCCCACUCCGCCAACGAGAAGUGAUUCGUUCAGAUUUAAACACAGACAACAAAACAGCUCCGCCUCCGAUUCUACAAUAACCACCGGUACGCCCCCUAUGUCUCCGACCGGGAUUGCACCUGGACUGCAUGACGGGGAGAGGGAGGGGGAGGGUCAGCAGUUGUAUUCGGAUACAGGGGCGGGGGAGGGAGCGGAGAGAGCGGGGGAGGAGGAGGGGGGGAGAAAAAGAGCGGAGACACAGAGAGAGAGAAACAGAGAGAGACGCUAUAGACCCAAGUCGGCCCCAACGUCGAGGAACGUCACGCCACUGCACAUAUCCAUGCCCAUGCAGGUGCAGAGUUUUUCAAAUGACGAGCACUCACCUGAACCCGUCGACCUGCUACGUUUUUCUCCCGUGAGGAGCAACCGUUACAGCCUCCCCUUCUCCCCCCCGAACUACAGCACCAUCUCUGGACAUGCGGCGCAGAGAGGCCCCUCCCCCUGCUCCGCCAUCACCGCGGUGAUGAGGAACCCAGUUUACACAGCAUGGAGCCAUGAGGUCCAGAAUAACUCCACGGUCCAGUCACUCACCAGCCCUCAGCACCAGGGCCGUGUGAGUUUGGACCUGAACCUCAAACGCUCUGAAGACGUUGGCGAGAUCAGCGCGGCCUCACACAACUCGAACUGUCUCCCCUCCAGCAACAGAACAGGAGCUGCUUCUUUAGGACAGUUCAAGAGAAUCAAAAUCCCUCUGGUUCGACAUCCUCGCUCCUCCGGCUCUGAUAGAGGCUCUCUGUCCCACUCGGAGUGCAGUAGCCCCACCCCUCCCACGUCCCCUGUAAAUCUGGACACUUCCUCGUUCAGCAGCAGCCAAUCACAGAGCUCGAUUUCACCUCAGCCGCGAGUAUCCGUGAGCCCCGCCUCUCUGAGCGACAGGAGGAAAGACGGGCCGUACCUGGGGGAGCCUCGUAACGUGACGGUGCAGAAGGGGGCGGAGCCUCUGGGUAUCUCCAUCGUGAGCGGAGAAAAUGGAGGCGUGUUUGUGUCUAAAGUGACCGCGGGCAGCAUCGCUCACCAGGCGCACCUGGAGUUUGGAGACCAGCUCCUGGAGUUUAACGGGAUAAACCUGAGGAACGCCACCGAGCAGCAAGCGAGGAUUGUGAUUGGACAACAGUGUGAUACGGUCACUAUUUUGGCCCAGUACAAUCCUCACAUGUUUCAGCUCGGGAACCACUCACGAUCAGGUUCUCGUUUGGAGUCGAUCAGUAACCAGCCCACGCCUCUGGACAGCGGCGGCACGACCCCGGAUCACCUGUCGUCUGCUGAGGCUCUGAGCGAACAGGAAGAAGGAACCAUGACCCCUCCUUCCAAGCAGACCACCCCCGCCACCAGCCCCAGUGGCUCGUUCAGGUUGGGCUCGGGGCCUCACAGACAGGCGGAGGUGCGGGUGGUGCGGUUGAAGCGGGUACAGGGGGACCUCGGCGUGCAGCUCUGUGGAGGAAACAUCACUGGAGCGUUUGUGGAGAGUCUGGAUGAGGACAGCGCCGCCAAGUGUCCAGAUGGACUACUGCCUGGAGACCUCAUGCUGGAGUGCAAUGGCGUCAGUUUGAAGAAUAAGACGAAAGAGGAGGUUUACCUGGAGAUGCUCAAAUCUGCAGAAAACGUCACGUUUAAAGUUCAAAACUGUGUGAAUGAGCUGCAGGCGGUCAGAGAUCGGUCAGAAGACGGGUCAGGGGACGGCUUUUACAUCAGAGCACUUUACGAGCGCGUGGCUGAGGUGGAGCAGGAGCUGAGUUUUAAGAAAGAUGAUAUUCUUUAUGUGGACGACACUCUGCCCAAUGGGAACCUGGGAUACUGGUCGGCAUGGCAACUGGACGAGAAGGCCCACAGGCUCCAGAGAGGCCAGAUCCCCAGCCAGUACAUCAUGGAUCAGGAGUUGUACCGCAGACAUGCUCCCGACAGUAAAGACGACAGCAGUAAGUCUCUGUCGGCAGCAGCACGGCGCUCGUUUUUCAGACGUCGACAGAAACACAAACGAAGCAACUCCAAGGAUGCCAAGGACAACGUGGGGCUGGACGCCAUCAGCACAGAGUCCUUCCCCAUCACAGAGGAUGGUGUGUGUCUAGUGUACCAGCACGUCCUGAAGGUGGAGCCGUUGAGUCCUCGUCCUGUGUUGAUCUUUGGGCCUUUGGUGGAUCCAUGUAAAGAUCACCUCAUUAAAGAGUCCACCAAGUUCUGCCGCUGCCCUCAUGAGGUGAUGAAGGCGUCCCAACAGGCCAUAGAGCGCGGCGUUCAGGACGGCGUCUUCAUCGACUUCAGACGGAGGAGCGGCCAUUUUGAUGUGACCACCGUAGCCACCAUUAAAGAAGUCACAGAAAAGGACUGUCACUGUUUGCUCGACAUCGCCCCCUACGCCAUCGAACGCCUCCACGCCGCUCACAUCUACCCCAUCGUCAUCUUCAUCCGCUACAAGAAUGCCAAACAAAUCAAGGAGCAAAAGGACCCCGUUUACCUCCGGGACAAACUCUCUCAGAAACAUUCCAAAGAACAGUUUGACGCCGCUCAGAAAGUGGAGCAGGAGUUUGGGCGUUUCUUCACAGGUGUGGUUCAGGGUGGUGGCGUCUCCUUCGUUUGCUCUCAGAUCCUCAGUUUGGUGGAGCAGGAGCAGAGCAAAGUGCUGUGGAUCCCAGACGGACCUCCAUAAUGGAAAAAGCCUAUUCACCCCGCUCAGCCAAUCAGAGCCUGCCCUCAGAUCACGUGACUCUGUUUAUAUUUAAAGUAUGGUUACGGUACCAUUCAUCACUAUGUCGUUUUUUAACCCACCACAGAAAAAGCUUUGAGAUGAGAGUAAAAUGGAAAAAGUGAUCUUUUAAUGACACAAGCCUUUUAUUAGUUUAAUAUAAUCACAGUUUAAACAUGGACUUAAACUGACACAUCAGCACUUUUGAACGGACUUUAUUUGUAGCAUCUGACAACCCAAAGUGAGGAGCUCAUUCUGCUUCUGAUUGGAUAAUUGGUUGACUUGAAUCUGAACACAAAAUGUAAACCACUGCAUCUGAUUAAAUGUUUUUUUUUUGUAAUUAAUGUGAAUAAAUCGGCAUUAGAUUUUUAACAUUUUAACAUGUUUACUUAUAUGAGGACACACAGAAGUCACGUUUAUGAAAUGAGUAUAACCCCAAUAAACAAAAGGCCAAAACACGGCUAUUUCCUUCUCAUAAUUUACAAAACAUUUAUUAUUUUUAAAUAGUCACUUGUGUCCCUUUAAUCCUCAGCCCUCCCUUUAACGCUGCUGACGUCACGCCACAAAAACACACUGAGAACAGAUCUGUUUACAAGAUUCACACAAACAAGGACUGUCUAUAAAAGUGGACCAAAGACUUUAGGUACUGUUAGCAUUAGCUCUGAGGGUACUGUUAGCAUUAGCUCUGAGGGUACUGUUAGCAUUAGCUCUGAGGGUACUGUUAGCAUUAGCUCUGAGGGUACUGUUAGCAUUAGCUCUGAGGGUACUGUUAGCAUUAGCUCUGAGGGUACUGUUAGCAUUAACUGUGAGGUUACUGUUAGCAUUAGCUGUGAGGGUACUGUUAGCAUUAGCUCUGAGGUUACUGUUAGCAUUAGCUCUGAGGGUACUGUUAGCAUUAACUAUGAGGUUACUGUUAGCAUUAACUAUGAGGUUACUGUUAGCAUUAGCUCUGAGGUUACUGUUAGCAUUAGCUCUGAGGGUACUGUUAGCAUUAACUAUGAGGUUACUGUUAGCAUUAGCUCUGAGGGUACUCUUAGCAUUAGCAAUGAGGGUACUGUUAGCAUUAG